AUGGCUCUCAUUCGCUUCCUCCUUAUUCCCACAUGUGUGGUUUUCUUUUCAUUGCUAAUCGUCAGUGCCUCUGCUACUGAUUAUGGCUAUGGUCCAAAACCACCACAGGUUGAGGAACCAAAACCUCCACAGGUUGAGAAACCAAAACCACCGCAGGUUGAAAAACCAAAACAACCACAGGUUGAGAAACCAAAACUACCAGAGGUCGAGAAACCAAAACUACCAGAGGUCGAGAAACCAAAACUACCAGAGGUCGAGAAACCAAAACUAGAUCAGUUGUAUGGAGAGCAACUUCCUCACAAUGUCUUCGGCAUUCAAGGACUUGUUUUAUGUAACUCUGGCCAUAAAACCUUCCCAAUUCAAGGAGCUGUGGCAAGGAUUAAAUGUUUGGGUGAGGACGAACAUGGGUAUGAGACCGCACCUCUCAUCAUCUUAAGUGGUGCAACUGAUGCAAAGGGUUACUUCUUUGCAACAUUGUCAGCUUCAAAGCUUGAAGGCAACUACAACAAGAAAUGGAAGUUCUCAAAGUGCACUGCGUUCCUUCACAGUUCUCCAUUGGAGAGCUGCAAAGUCCCCACUGAUGUCAACCAUGGUAUUAGUGGCGCUCCACUUGCUUCUUGUCGCACUCUCAAUGCCAAGAACAUGAAGUUGUUCUCUGUUGGACCCUUCUUCUACACCUCAGAACCUAAACCAGCCCCUAAUGGCUAUUAA
Fragaria vesca subsp. vesca is the source of this 711-nucleotide messenger RNA. RefSeq names its product proline-rich protein 3-like. The transcript has 2 exons. The record is from RefSeq and is a predicted model, not a curated record. Bases 1 to 711 code for a protein of 236 amino acids. NCBI's taxonomy places the organism in Eukaryota, Viridiplantae, Streptophyta, Magnoliopsida, Rosales, Rosaceae.